UGGAGGCCGAGCGUCAACGAAGGACGGAAAACACCAGCUUGGCUGUCUGCAGACCAUCAGCAGCACUUUAUCGAACAUGAUUUUUCUAAUGGACCUCCAGAUGAUGCUGCUGGAUGUAAUUUACUUCAUCCUGCGCAACUCCUUGCGGGUCAUCAUGCGCCCGCGUACCAAGCAAAUCGAGGGUGAGCUGGUGCUGAUCACCGGAUCAGGAGGGGGCCUGGGUCGUCUGUUUGCUCAGGAAUUCACCAAACACGGCGCGGACGUGGUGCUGUGGGACAUCAGCAGCACCUGCAACGAGCAGACAGCCAAGCUGGUGCACGAGAUGGGGGGUAAGGCGCACGUGUACACGGUGGACGUGACCAAGCGGGAGGACGUGUAUCGCAACGCUGAGCUCGUGAGGAAGGACCUGGGCCGAGACGUCACCAUACUGGUGAACAACGCCGGCGUGGUGGCGGGGGAGCGCAUGUUGGACUGUCCAGAUGAACUGAUGGAGAGGACCAUGAAGGUCAACAGUCACGCCCACUUCUGGACAGUGAAGGCCUUCCUUCCCCAGAUGAAGGCCCAGAAUCACGGCCACAUCGUGACCAUCGCCAGUGUCCUCGGUCUCUUCAGCACAGCUGGUGUCGAGGAUUACUGCGCCAGUAAGUUUGCUGCAGUGGGAUUUCACGAGUCUCUAGCCCAUGAGCUGCUGACUGAAGAGGUUCAAGGUGUGAAGACUACCCUCGUCUGUCCCUACAUUGUGGACACGGGCAUGUUUGAAGGCUGCAGGAUACGGGAGGAAGUGGAGCUGAUCUUCGCUCCCCUAGAGCCCCAGUACUGCGUUGAGCAGGCCAUGAACGCCAUCCUCAUAGACCAACCACUGGUGUGCAUCCCUCGUCUCACCUACCUCCCUUUCCUCGCCAGAGCGCUGUUGCCAUGGGAAUCCAACGUGGUCAUGUAUCGUUUCAUGGGGUCCGACAAGUGCAUGUACCCCUUCAUUGAUAAUAAGAGACAAGUGGCUAAUGGCUGCAUUAAGGUUGAAUAGUCCCACCUAUGACAACGUUGGGAUUAAAAGAUCAAUAUUAAGUUUAAAUAUCAUUUUAAAAUGCUUUUGUUUAAAAAAAAAAAAGAGGCAGAUUUAUGUGACAGAGUGAGAAUUGUGUGACUUCAGAUUUUAUUCCUGUACUAAAUGACGACUCUGCCAAGUGUCAACAGUACACAGUAAAAUAAAGUGUCAAGUCCCUUCUCAACUGUGCAACAAUAAAACGGAUUAAAACCUGAACGGAUCAAAACGGGAA
Messenger RNA from Solea senegalensis (Senegalese sole), 1277 nucleotides. RefSeq names its product retinol dehydrogenase 20 (gene rdh20). The record is from RefSeq and is a predicted model, not a curated record. Lineage: Eukaryota; Metazoa; Chordata; Actinopteri; Pleuronectiformes; Soleidae. The coding region runs from base 77 to 1024 and encodes 315 amino acids. The transcript has 5 exons. Gene Ontology annotation, cellular component: lipid droplet. Gene Ontology annotation, molecular function: oxidoreductase activity, acting on the CH-OH group of donors, NAD or NADP as acceptor.